AUGGAUCUCCCUUCAAUGGAAGUACCAAAUCCUAACGUCGUGCCCAUUAUGACUUCAGCAGGUAUCAGCGCCGACGAAAUUGCUCUGUAUGAUCGACAAAUCCGACUCUGGGGAGUGAAAGCCCAAGAAAAAAUCCGUUCGGCCAACAUCCUCCUCAUAACCAUGAGAGCCCUCUCCAACGAAAUAGCCAAAAAUCUCGUCUUGGCUGGAAUCCACUCCCUGACCAUCUGCGAUCAUGCAAUCGUUACCCCCGCCGAUCUAGGUGCUCAAUUUUUCAUCUCCGAAGCUGAUAUUGGGACAAACCGUGCCGAAGCCGCUGCUCCCCAGAUGCGAAAAUUGAAUCCGAGAGUAAAUGUGAUUGUGGAUAAAGAUGACAUCAGAAGCAAAGGACCACAAUACUUUGGGGGGUUUGAUAUUGUGAUUGCGACGGAUUUAGACCCGGAAAGUUUGAAUAUCAUUAAUACGGCUACGAGGUUAAAUCAUAAACCUUUUUAUGCAGCGGGGGUUCAUGGAUUCUAUGGCUUUAUUUUCUCGGAUUUGAUUCAACAUGAUUAUGUGGUGGAGAGAGAACGAAGUAAUAGACCUACACUUCUGCAACCGGAAACACGAACUCGCAGUGUCAUUGAUGUCAAGACGAAGAAGGAAAAUGGAAAAUCUAUGGAGGUUGUUACAAAGAGAGAGUUUUAUUCGACUUGGUUUUUGGCUAGUGAUGCUGCAACAUUACCUGCUGAAUAUCUCAAAAGCAGACGUCGUUUAAAGGCAGUUACUCCAAUUCUAACAUGUCUACGAGCAUUAUGGGAAUUUGUUCAACUUCAAAAUGGUCGAUUACCGUCAACCAAAGAAGAUCUUCAACUAUUUACCGUCUUGGCUCAUAAAAAGCAUACAGCUCUAGGUCUUCCUGUUGAAACACUACGUUCGGAAGUCCUACGAAGUUUUCUUCAAAAUCUUGGUAGCGAGAUAGCUCCUGUUACAGCGGUCCUUGGUGGUCAACUUGCACAAGAUGUUAUUAAUGUGCUUGGUCAUCGACAACAACCAAUUCAAAAUAUGGUUUUGUUUGAUGGAGAUACGAUGGAAGCACCAAUGUAUGCUUUACAUCCUGAAGGUACUCUUGGUGAAGGGUUGCUGAAGUCGGGUGGAGAGAUUCUUAUGAAUGGUCCAGUGAUGGCACAACAAGUAUCAUUCCCUCUGGACGUCAUUGAACUCUAG
Botrytis byssoidea is the source of this 1206-nucleotide messenger RNA. RefSeq lists its product as uncharacterized. Gene Ontology annotation, biological process: protein sumoylation. The transcript has 2 exons. Lineage: Eukaryota; Fungi; Ascomycota; Leotiomycetes; Helotiales; Sclerotiniaceae. Gene Ontology annotation, molecular function: SUMO activating enzyme activity. Gene Ontology annotation, cellular component: cytoplasm; SUMO activating enzyme complex. Bases 1 to 1206 code for a protein of 401 amino acids. The record is from RefSeq and is a predicted model, not a curated record.